AUGUGGGCGAGGUUCUCCAGACUGAACGAUGCCCUCCAGGACGCCCUGUCCCUCCAUUGUACAGAACUGUUUGUAGGAGCGUCACCAUCGUACAGGUUCUCACUGCUGCAGCUGCAGAAGACGUACGUGGCCUUGGGACGAGCCGCCGACCACCUGAUGAGUCACUUUGGCCUGCCUGUGGCCUUCGACAUCGCGUUCUGCAUCUGUGGCGCCACUUGCAGUUCCUAUGAGGUUCUCGUCAAGCUGCUGUCCGACAGCAAUGUGUCGGGACUCUCAAUCGAGGUACCCGUAAGCAUAUCGGAGGUGUGGCUUGCCUUGCACUGGAUGAGGAUCCUACUGUUCUCGCUGUCGUGCGCGGCUGCGGAAGACUCUGCGGCAGCCACAGGUGUGAUCCUCGUCAGGGCAUCGGUGGUACCUCAAUGGCGCACUGCUGAGUUUGAUGAAUUCCUAAGGUUCACGCUUCAAGGACCUCGAACGUCCUUCAGCGCCGCCGGAUUUGUCAAGAUCGACCGCCGUCUGAUAGUUUCUGCUUUCACUGCUGUUGUCACGUACCUUAUAAUCCUAGGACAACUCACCUACAACUAG
This is a messenger RNA of Schistocerca serialis cubense, 585 nucleotides long. RefSeq names its product gustatory receptor 68a-like. The record is from RefSeq and is a predicted model, not a curated record. Gene Ontology annotation, cellular component: axon; neuronal cell body; membrane. Bases 1 to 585 code for a protein of 194 amino acids. NCBI's taxonomy places the organism in Eukaryota, Metazoa, Arthropoda, Insecta, Orthoptera, Acrididae. The transcript has a single exon. Gene Ontology annotation, biological process: sensory perception of taste.